Messenger RNA from Thrips palmi, 883 nucleotides. RefSeq lists its product as uncharacterized. Lineage: Eukaryota; Metazoa; Arthropoda; Insecta; Thysanoptera; Thripidae. The record is from RefSeq and is a predicted model, not a curated record. Bases 46 to 660 code for a protein of 204 amino acids. The transcript has 2 exons.
AGAAAAAUUGUGAUAAAGAACCAAAUUUAAGUCUGCAAGUGGAGCAUGCAGAUGCAGAUCAAGUGGCGCGCAAGUCAAAUGAUGGCGGGCUGUCUUCGGCUAACAAUGUUAGAAUCGAGGUCAUACAUGAUACUGUUUUGCUUUCUCAACCUAAAGUUAUUGCAUCCCAGCAAAGCGGACAUCCAUGAUUCGUCCGAGGCAUCCAAGGCUAGGCCGUCCGACAUCCAAAGCGUGUCCCCGUGGUGUCACCCAGCGCGUCCACAGGACGUCCUCGUUGCCAUCCAGGACGUCCACGGGAUGUCCCUGGCGUCCAAGGAGUGUCACUGCUACGUCCAAAGCGUGUCCCCGUGGUGCCACCCAGCGCGUCCACAGGACGUCCUCGCUGCCAUCCAGGACGUCCACGGGAUGUCCCUGGCGUCCAAGGAGUGUCACUGCUACGUCCAAAGCGUGUCCUCGUGGUGCCACCCAGCGCGUCCACAGGACGUCCGCAGGAUGUCCCUGGCGUCCAAAGCGUGUCCCCGUGGUGUCACCCAGCGCGUCCACAGGACGUCCGCAGGAUGUCCCUGGCGUCCAAAGCGCGUCCCCGUGGUGUCACCCAGCGCGUCCACAGAACGUCCGCGCUGCCUUCCAGGACGUCCAUGGGAUGUCCCUGGCGUCUAAAGAGUGUCAAAGCUGACGUCCAAAGCGUGUCUCCGUCGUGUCACCCAGCGCGUCACGUCCCCGCUGCCAUCCAGGACGUCCACGGGAUGUCCCUGGCGUCCAAAGAGUGUCACUGCUGACGUCCUAUGUCCCGUCCACAGAACGUCUUUGCUGCUGUACCUGCUGACCUCCAUAUGUCAAGCAUGAAAGUCAUAAGAAACAUUAAUUGCGUCAUUUGAAACAA